This is a messenger RNA of Malaclemys terrapin pileata, 1164 nucleotides long. Its product is annotated as interferon-inducible GTPase 5-like. The transcript has 2 exons. Gene Ontology annotation, molecular function: GTP binding; GTPase activity. Gene Ontology annotation, cellular component: membrane. NCBI's taxonomy places the organism in Eukaryota, Metazoa, Chordata, Testudines, Emydidae. The record is from RefSeq and is a predicted model, not a curated record. The coding region runs from base 1 to 1164 and encodes 387 amino acids.
AUGGCCAUGGAUCUGGACUCUGACCAAAAGGAAGUUGUAGAGAUGGGUUUACAGAGCUAUGGAAACCUCCUGGCUCAUUUAGAAACUGAAGACCCAUCAGAAGCAGCUUGCAAAGUGAAGGAGGAAUUGGAAUCAUUUGAAAAUGCCACGCUAAAUAUCGCCAUCACGGGAGAGACAGGUGCUGGAAAAUCAUCCUUUAUCAAUGCCAUCCGGGGUGUGGGACACGAGGAUGAAAAUGCGGCUGCAACUGGGGAGACAGAAACAACAAGGAAGCCAACUCCUUAUCCACACCCGACCUACCCCAAAGUAACAUUCUGGGACAUGCCAGGAGUUGAAACACCAGAUUUUCAGAUAGACCAAUAUCCUGAAAAAGUAAACUUUGACAGCUAUGAUUUCUUCAUCAUUAUAGCUUCUGAGCGCUUCAAAUCCAGCCAUGCCAAGCUCGCGAGGGAGAUUCGGGGAAUGGGAAAGAAGUUUUACUUUGUGUGCUCCAAAGUAGAUGCUGACUUGUAUAAUACCAAGAGGCAACGACCCUCCACCUACAAGGAGGAGAAAAUCUUGGAGAUGAUUAAAGAGAAUUGCAUACAGCACCUUGAAGCAGAAGGGAUGACCUCUCCUAAGGUUUUCCUUCUCUCCAGCUUUGAUCUAGAGAAGUAUGAUUUCCACGACCUAGUGGACACUUUGGAACAUGAACUUCCCAGUCACAAGAGACACGCUUUCCUGCUCAGCCUGCCGAACGUUUCUCCACAGACCUUACAAAAAAAGAAGGAAGCCCUAAAACAGCAGAUAUGGAAAUUAGCCCUCCUGUUGGGAGCUGCAUCUCAAGGCGUGGCUGCGAUUCCUGGUUCUCGUAGCAAAAGUCUCUCUCUUGCUUUUAAUGUUCCCAUCUUGCUGAAAUGCACGCGCGACUAUUCCAAGAGCUUCGGCCUGGAGGACGACUCCCUUGAAAAACUCGCUCAGCACUCUGGAAAGUCUGUCAGUGACCUGAAAGCCGUGAUAAAAACCCCUUUGGCCAAAGAUCUAACAGUCAAAUAUGUGUGGGAAUUACUGAGCCAGAGCCCACAGUAUUUAGUGAGUAUUGCCCUCACAGCUGGUGGAAUUUCUUAUAGUACCACCGGCUUCGCGCUGCAUAGAUUCCUAGAUGCAGUUGCAGAAGACGCAUAA